Molecule: messenger RNA, 4077 nt
Organism: Bactrocera tryoni
Lineage: Eukaryota; Metazoa; Arthropoda; Insecta; Diptera; Tephritidae
Gene: jumu
Product: serine-rich adhesin for platelets
Exons: 3
Coding region: 610-3360 (916 amino acids)
Biological process (GO): regulation of transcription by RNA polymerase II
Molecular function (GO): transcription cis-regulatory region binding; DNA-binding transcription factor activity, RNA polymerase II-specific
Source: RefSeq, a predicted model, not a curated record
GAGGAAGUGCGCGCUUUUCUACAAGUUGUUCGUUACGUUUGGAUAUUUUCAGUGUGAUUGGAUUUUGUGCCCAACAACUGCUUGACCGGCCGGCUGCGAAUUUGGAACGAAAAACAGUGAGACGAAUGUGCGUGGAGAAGCAUGAAAAGAAACGGAAGAAAUACGAAGAGCCCGCUUAAUUUUUGAAAAACACAAGAAACGGUUUAGGGCUUACCAAAAGCCCAUGUGAAAAAUGUUAUUGUGUAUAUAUUUUUCACUAAUAUCGCAAGGCGAUGUAAGAACUGCUCAUAACCGAAUUGGCAAUUAAGACACACAUAAAAUCAUUUUGCUCUUUUAAUCAAAUAAUAUUCACAUAUCAACACAAAGGAAAAUGUUAAAUAAUGGCAAGCUGUGAUUAAGAACGACUUUGAGCGCAGUAAAGAAAAUCAAAUUGGACAAAUAUAUGUGAAGGCAAUGUACGAAUGUGGCGAAAAAGACAAUGCAAAUAAGCUUAAGAAGUAAAACAAUUGUACAUGCCAAUACGUUUUUGUGAGUGUGAAGUUGCGAUUGUGUUCUUUUGUUUAGCACCAGCUCCACCGGGCCCCCUCGUCAUGUAAACGGUUCCGUUAAAUGUACAUACGCUCUUACGGAACGUCACAUAUUUGUUCAGAACAACUAAAUAGUGGAGUUGUUGAUUUAAGUAAAUUGCAACAUAAAGCAAAGUACAAAAAAGCGGCAAAUCGGUGUUUGAUAGAAACUUUAAAAAUGUUCGAGCUGGAGGAUUAUUCAAGUGGCUACCACGAUGCAAUUCUUAAUAAGUACGCUGAAACAUCGCGACCGACAUUGGAUCUAUAUAUCUCAGACUCGUUGCAGGACAUGCUGGAUGUCGACAUUCGCAGCGAGAUUUCGAGUGUAGUGGGGGGAAGCAAUGAACUCGCUUCCCUGGUCAACGAUCUGCCGUCCUCUUUUGAUCACGCUAUCGACGCAAUUUCUUCCAUACACAACAGUAGUGGUAGUAAUUUAAACGCUGCUGCGUUAUCUUCCUCUACAAAUAGCUUUUCCUCUUGGUUGGGAAACAUCUCAGGGCCGUCAUGGUCAUCAUCGAACGAUUACUAUGUCGAUUUGGGUGCUUGUGUGGAUCCGGUGUCCGUAAUGCCAUAUGUAUCCUCAUCAUUGCUACAUAAAUCGCCGAAAGUAAAUUUAAACGCGAAUAGUUUACAGAAUUCCGUAUGUUCUCCACCACCCGCGUCACCGAACGUAAACGAAACCAAAUCACAUUUAACAUUUUCACCUGCCCAAUUAAAAGUUAGCGCCGGUGCGAUGCGCAACGAGCAGCUUUAUUCACACAUACCAAAGCAGAUAGUGGCGAUUUCAUCAACAGUGACAGCCGCCACUACAGCGCCGGCCACACUGGCGACGAAUUCAGCGCUCCAGCGCAAGAAUUCAAGUGCGGUGGAUACGAUCAAAAAGGAUUUAGGCGUCGAAUUGCGCAAGCUGACCACCACAACGACUGAUGAGAACAGAAUGAGUGCCACAAGUAACAGUAGUGGAGGAAACGUGAACACUAAGCAGACUGCUAAUGGCACCACAAAAAGCACUAGUAGUGGAAGCAGUAACAUUAGUAGUAGUUUGCUAAACUCAAAUGGCAUGCUGAAUAGCACGACGACGAAUACCAUUAAGCUGGCACCCGGUAUUGGUGGUCUUACUUUUGCCAAUAGCAUCGCUUACAAUAAAUUGAAGCAGCAAUCUAGUGCGAAAACUAUGCAAAAUGGACAAUCGGGCGCAGCGAACAACACGAUUAUGCUCAAGCGAGAACGUGACUCCAGUCCGUUGCAAAAUAUAAGUGUUGUGAAUGUCAACGGUAGCAUUGGCGGUGGCCAACAACAUGUCACAAAGUUGGUGGGCCGAAAUGUACAAAACUCUAGUUUUACACCAAAAAGCAUUGCAUCUGUACACUCGCCGCUCAUGCAGAAUACGAGCAAUUCGAUCGGUUCACCGUCGUCGUCUUCAUCCUCAUCGCACUCGUCACCGUCGACUGGUUCCAGUGGUGGCAGUUUUACCGCAGGUCUCAUACCAAUCACAGCCAACAGUAGUUCAGCCAAUACGUCAUCAUCCUCUGCCAGCACUACAACUAUAACAACAAUAUCCGUAAAGCCGCUACAACAGCGCAUUAAGGUGGCGCCAGUAGAGUCUGAGUUUCCCAAGCCUGCAUAUUCAUACUCUUGUCUCAUAGCCAUGGCGUUAAAAAAUUCUCGUAGUGGUUCCUUGCCCGUAUCAGAGAUAUAUAGCUUUAUGUGUGAGCAUUUUCCAUAUUUCCGCACAGCGCCGAGCGGCUGGAAGAAUAGUGUGCGUCAUAACCUCUCAUUGAAUAAAUGCUUCGAGAAGAUUGAAAAACCCGCGACAAAUGGCAAUCAACGCAAAGGCUGCCUAUGGGCAAUGAAUCCGGAUCGCAUUGUGAAGAUGGACGAAGAAGUGCAAAAAUGGUCGCGUAAGGAUCCCAUGGGCAUACGUAACGCAAUGGUGCAUCCGGAUCAUCUAGAUGCAUUAGAGAGGGGUGAAAUGAAACAUGGCAGCUCAGGUGAUUCAGAUAUCGAAUUAGAUAGUCAAUCGGAAAUUGAGGAGACUUCCGAUUUGGAAGAGCAAGAACUCGACGACACCAUUGUGGAUAACAUGUUUGUCGAGGAGGACAUUGAGGAGGACGAAAUGAUGAGUAGCGGUAUAGUGAUAAAUAACUCGGAUGAACUCAGUGAGCCGGGUGAUGUGAGCAUCUGUGGUGCUGGCGAUGAUGUCGUCGUUGGCAUGCAACAAAAUCGAGAUUUUGAUAUAGAGGUGAGUUUGGAGACACACAAAAUAAAAAGAGUGGAGAAGAUGGUGCAAAGAGUGCUUGAGCGUGAGCAGAAGGUCGAAGAUAUUUACGAUGCAAUUGAUAUUGAAGACGAUAAAGAAACGAUGCAUCGGCACUUAACCGUGAAUACUUCCGACAUAAUUGAACUGAGUCCUGCCGAUUUGAACGCUGCUGCGCAAUCGCCGAAGCGUGCCCGCCUCAAUAUAAACUACUCCAUCGGCCCAGCCGGUGAGCUGGAGAAACAAAUUCAACAACACAAACUGCAGCAACAGCAACAACUGGUACUGCAAAAACAGCAGCAAAAACCAAAUCAGAUACAACAACAACACAGUAUCAAACAGUAUAAAGUGCAGCCACAGCAUAUUGUUGUGCAAACGAUAAGGAAUGGUAGCAAAACAACAUCCAUACAGGCGAUCAAUACAGCGACAGGCACCACAAUUGGCAGCGUCAGUGGCGCACUCUCCACCCUGUCACAGAUCAAUGGCGCCAUAUCAAACAAUCGUCGCAAAAUACAAUUAGUCAACCGAAUUGUUUAGAAAACAUGAAUUUAAACAAAUGACUCGACACAAAGAGCCACUCAGGCAUUUGUUCCUAAAGAACAGGUCUCUGGAUACUGAGAACCAAGAAAUAUUCAUCUUAAAUAAUAUAAUAUGAAUAUAUUUAGUAUAACAAUAUGUAACACAAUGUAUACGCCGAUGAACGUAAGCGCUUAGUACUUGUGAUGUUUCGAACAAAAAUGAACAAAUUAUAAUAUCUCCCGGAAAGAACUUGGAAAGCCGUUAGGUUUUGGUUCAACAUUAGUUCAAUUCGUUUUUAAAGCGAAUUUGUUAUAUUUCAAAUAUGUUAUCGCACGAGCGGCGAUGAAAGUAAUUUCCUUCAACUAAGUUUUUAAAAUCGUAUGUGUCAAACACAGUUUUUAUUUUGAUUAACUACAUUUCUUGCUUUGGAAACGAAUUCACUAAUAAUAUUAACAAUACGAAAAUUUGCUUGCAAAUACGCUUAAAAUUUACGUUGCGUUGACUCCGCAUUGUGUUUAUGUGUUCAUAAUGAAUUAAAGGUUAAGUUGAAAACGCAUGGUAUCGAACAUAUUGCUCUAACGGCAAUUAUUGAAAGUUAUUUUAGCAGUGAAAUAAUUGCAUUUUCAAGGCUAUGCAUGCUCGCUUUACAGCUCACGCUCGGUGAAUAUUAAAAAUACAAAAUAUUCAUUAAAUUCCCGUGAGCUUGAAAUCGAUAUAUGUGACCUGGUCUACCAA